AUGCACAAAACUCCGACUGAAAAGCGCUCUGGCACCUGGGAAAGUUCCCUUACAAUUCAAACUAUUGCCCUUAUAACAUAUUUAAUGGAAGUUAAAAAAGUCAAUGGACCUUAUUUAAUUAUUGUGCCAUUAUCUACAUUAGCUAAUUGGGUUAAUGAAUUUGUUAAAUGGUCACCAGCUGUUUCAACAAUUAUAUUUAAAGGUAAUCCACAAAUACGUAAAACACUUGGUCAAACAUUACGAAGUGGUAAAUUUAAUGUUCUAUUAACAACAUAUGAAUAUAUUAUCAAAGAUAAAGCAUUAUUAGCAAAAAUAAAAUGGCGUUAUAUGAUAAUCGAUGAAGGUCAUCGAAUGAAAAAUCAUCAUUGUAAAUUAACACAAGUACUUAAUACAUAUUAUAUUGCACCACAUCGUUUAUUAUUAACUGGUACACCAUUACAAAAUAAAUUACCUGAAUUAUGGGCAUUAUUAAAUUUUCUUUUACCAUCUAUAUUUAAAUCAUGUACAACAUUUGAACAAUGGUUUAAUGCGCCAUUUGCUACAACAUGUGAAAAAGUUGAACUUAAUCCUGAAGAAACAUUACUUAUUAUAAGACGUUUACAUAAAGUUUUACGACCAUUUCUUUUACGUCGUCUUAAAAAAGAAGUUGAAUCACAAUUACCAGAUAAAAUUGAAUAUGUAAUUAAAUGUGAUAUGUCAGCAUUACAAAGAGUAAUGUAUAAUCAAAUGCAAACAAGCGGAAUGCUUCUUACAGAAGAUAAAAAUGGUAAAACAACUAAUCCAAAAGCCUUAAUGAAUACAAUUAUGCAAUUACGUAAAAUUUGUAAUCAUCCAUUUAUGUUUAAUGAAAUCGAAGAAAAACUUUGUCAACAUUUCAAUUAUACAAGCAGUGUUUGUUUAGGAGCUGAUCUUUAUCGUGCAUCGGGUAAAUUUGAAGUACUCGAUCGUAUAUUACCAAAAUUAAAAGUAACAAAUCAUCGUGUUUUACUCUUCUGUCAGAUGACAUCGCUCAUGACAAUAAUGGAAGACUAUUUUGCUUAUAAAAAUUUUACUUAUUUACGUCUUGAUGGUCAAACAAAAUCUGAAGAACGUGGUGAUUUAUUAGCGAAAUUUAGUGAAGCUAAUUCAGAUUAUUUCAUAUUCUUAUUAUCAACACGUGCUGGUGGUUUAGGUUUAAAUUUACAAAAAGCAGAUACAGUUGUUAUAUUUGAUUCAGAUUGGAAUCCACAUCAAGAUUUACAAGCACAAGAUCGUGCACAUCGUAUUGGUCAAGUAAAUGAAGUUCGUGUUUUACGUUUAAUGACAGUAAAUAGUGUUGAAGAAAAAAUCUUAGCUGCAGCUCGUUAUAAAUUAAAUGUUGAUGAAAAAGUUAUUCAAGCUGGAAUGUUUAAUAAUAAAUCAACAGGAAAUGAACGAAGACAAUUUUUACAACAAAUUCUUUUACAAGAAACUGAAGAAGGUGAUGAAGAAGAAGAUGAAGUUCCUGAUGAUGAAAUUAUUAAUCAAAUGAUUGCACGAAGUGAAGAUGAAUAUAAUUUAUUUAAUAGAAUGGAUCGUGAACGAAGACAUGCUGAAGCUCGUAUGCCUAAUAGAAAACCACGUCUUUUUGAAUUAUCAGAAUUACCAGCAUGGUUAACAAAAGAUCCAAAAGAAUUUGUAAAUGCUCUAAUUGAUCAAGAAGCAUUAGAUUUAUUUGGACGUGGUACAAGACAACGAAAAGAAGUUGAUUAUUCGGAUUCAUUAACUGAAAAAGAAUGGCUAAAGGCAGUUGAAGAUGGAACAUUAAAUACAACUGAACAAGAUAAAAAACGUCGACGUAAACGACGUGUUCUUAAUGUUGAUAUAGAUGAUGAUGAUGAUGGUCAACAUGAUGAAAUAGAUGUUCGACAAGGUGAUAAUGAUUUUGAUUGUAUGGAUACAAAAUUUGGUAAACGAAUGGGAAAACGUAAAUUGAAAGAAUCAAGUAAAAAUUAUUCAAAUGAACCAAUACCAUCAAAAUUAUAUAAACAAAUGCAAACUUUAUUAGAUUUUGUUAUUAAAUAUCGAGACAAUGAUGAUAAUCGAAUUUUAAGUAAACCAUUUAUGCGUUUACCAACACAAAAAGAAUUACCAGAAUAUUAUGAUAUGAUUAAAAAUCCUGUUGAUUUUAAUAAAAUUAAGAAAAAACUUAGUGAAUAUCGUUAUCGGAAUAUAGAUGAACUUGAAGCUGACGUUAUGCUUUUAUGUAAAAAUGCUCAAGAAUUUAAUAUGGAAAAUUCAAAUAUCUAUGAAGAUUCAAUUAUUCUUCAAUCAGUAUUUACAAAUGCACGUGAACGUCUUGAAAAAGGUGAAAUACCAAUUAGUUCAAAUUCAGAAGAAGAAUCAGAUGAUGAUGAACCACUGAAAAAACGAGUUAAAAAAGAAACUGGUACAAAAAAGAAAUCUCAAACUCAAUCACGUACAUCUGGUCCUGGAAGUAAUAGUUCAAGUAAUCGACGUAAAGCUCGUAUAAUGAGCGAUGAUGAAGAUAUAACAAUGGAUGAAACAAAUCAAUCAUCUUAUGGCGGUAUCGAUGAUGAUGAUGAAGGAACUCGUGGUUCUGGUUCACGUCAAAAAUAA
This is a messenger RNA of Rotaria sp. Silwood2, 2598 nucleotides long. The record is from the annotation of a GenBank genome assembly. NCBI's taxonomy places the organism in Eukaryota, Metazoa, Rotifera, Eurotatoria, Philodinida, Philodinidae.